Molecule: messenger RNA, 1185 nt
Organism: Triticum aestivum (bread wheat)
Lineage: Eukaryota; Viridiplantae; Streptophyta; Magnoliopsida; Poales; Poaceae
Product: late embryogenesis abundant protein 6-like
Exons: 1
Coding region: 18-278 (86 amino acids)
Biological process (GO): embryo development ending in seed dormancy
Source: RefSeq, a predicted model, not a curated record
ACGGCGGCUAUAUCGAGAUGAAUCUCGCCAAGGAGAAGGUGAAGGACGCGGCGAGCACGGCCAAGGCCAAGGCCAAGAUCACGCACGCCAAGGUGGCCGAGAAGACGGAGGCGGCAACGGCGAGGUCACACGACGAGCGUGAGCUGGCGCACGAGCGGGGCAAGGCCAAGGUCGCCGCCGCCGAGGCCGAGCUGCACCAGGCCAAGGUGACCCACCGCGAGGAGGCCAUGGAGCACCGCCUCCACAAGCGCGGGCACAAACACGGCGGCGGUCACUGAUGUGAGCCACAUUCUGACUUUUCUAGGAAAUUAUUGCAACAGCGGUAAACUUUCUGUUUUCAAACAACAACAUGUAUACUUGUAACAUAGGCAUAGUAAAGGCUAUCAAUGCCACUUUUAUUGAAAUAAAAAAUGCAAAACAUUGUUCUAAAUAACAGCAAGCAAAUCCUAACAAAACUAUUAGACGAAAACUAAACUAAAGCCUAAACUUCUAAUCUCUGAAAUCAGCACACCAAACUUUCCAAUCCCAAUCUAUUUAAAACCUUACAGCGCGUUUGGUAGUUUGAGGGAAAGGGACCGGGAAUUAUUAAAGGGGAAUUGGCUGUGGGAUUAGACAUGAGAAGUGGACUAUUAGUCCCACUCCCACGUUUGGUGUAGGGUGGAAAUUAUACGUGGGAGUUUGACAGAAAAUUAACUUCCUCUGUUUGGUUCAAGGGUCUUGGAAUGGGAGUUAUUAAUGAUACAUUUAGUAGCUACAGAAACUGAACUGACCAAGGCCAAUUAAAAAAGAUUGGCAGUAUAGAAAGUGAGCAAAAAUAGAUACAAACACCAUUUCAGUAGCUCAAAAUGAGAAACUGAAAUUCAAUCUAAAAACUGGGCAAACUAACUAAGGAAAAAAUGUACACUAUCUCUGCACAUGCUGAGAUUAUCCAGGUGUUGACCCAAAAGCCAAUCUUCCUCCGACAUUUCAAGACCUACCUGAGCCAGCUGACAGCAUUUACCAAAUAAUAUACUACUAAUAAUUUGAAUGCAAAAACGAAAAUAAAAUUAGUAAGCAAUAUAAUGUCAUAAGAUCACCGUUGUAGGUAAGAGGAAAUGAGAGCAACACAUGACACAACAAUACCCACACCGGUUGAUGAAAGAGAUGAAAAUAUCCUUUUCUUAUAGCAUUAGCAUGAAUCAAUCA